Macadamia integrifolia is the source of this 3733-nucleotide messenger RNA. RefSeq names its product NPC intracellular cholesterol transporter 1-like. Bases 254 to 3718 code for a protein of 1154 amino acids. The transcript is spliced from 32 exons. Gene Ontology annotation, cellular component: membrane. The record is from RefSeq and is a predicted model, not a curated record. Gene Ontology annotation, molecular function: lipid carrier activity. Lineage: Eukaryota; Viridiplantae; Streptophyta; Magnoliopsida; Proteales; Proteaceae.
AGCGCUCAUAGUUUUAUCGGUAGUCGGGAGUACACAUCCAGGUUUGGUUCCCUGGCUCUGCGGCUAUCUGCAACUACCAUAUUUGACUCGCCCUUCCUAAUCUUCCUUUUUCUGUUCAUUUCUUCGUCGGUGGGAGGAGGGAUACGAGAGCGUUUAUAGUUUUCUGGACCUCUCGGGAGUCGGGGGUACAAAUUCAGUUUUGACUCCCUGGCUCCGCGGUUCUCAAUUACACGCUCUCAAUCUUCCCCCUCCGAUGAAUAUGGAUUCGUCGGAGACAAGAAUGAAGCUCUCUCUAGGGAUUCUGAUCGCUUUGUAUCUGUUACAGGCCUUUGCUGUAGCUUUAGAGAGCGGAGGGAGUUCUGGUUCGCCAUUUCUUUUGCUCUCCAAUGCCUCCUUGAGCGAAAGGCAUUCAGAGGGUUAUUGCGCAAUGUAUGAUAUAUGUGGUAAACGGAGUGAUGGGAAAGUUUUGAACUGCCCUUUUGGUACUCCUUCUGUGAAGCCAGAUGAGAUACUUUCUUCAAAAAUCCAAAGCCUAUGUCCAACAAUCAGUGGAAAUGUUUGUUGUACAGAGUUCCAGUUUGAUACGUUGAGAACACAAGUGCAACAAGCGAUUCCUUUUCUUGUAGGCUGCCCAGCAUGCUUGAGGAACUUUCUAAACCUCUUCUGUAUGCUUUCCUGCUCUCCAAACCAGAGCUUGUUUAUCAAUGUGACAUCUAUUGCCAAGGUUAAAAAGAAUUUGACCGUGGAUGGAAUUGAUUUUUAUGUGACUGAUGCUUUUGGUGAAGAGUUAUACAACUCCUGCAAGGAGGUGAAGUUCGGAAGUAUGAAUAGUCGAGCCAUGGACUUUAUUGGAGCAGGAGCUCAAAAUUUCAAAGAUUGGUUUGCAUUUUUAGGUAUGCAAGCAGCCCUUGAUGUUCCUGGUUCACCUUAUGCCAUUAACUUCCGGACAAAUAUUUCUGAGGCAUCUGGAAUGAAGCCUAUGAAUGAAUCCAUUUAUUCAUGUGGUGACUCAUCACUGGGAUGUUCUUGUGGUGAUUGCCCAACUUCUUCAUCGUGCUCUAAUACACCACCUCCAUCCCCGCAUAAAAAAGAUUCCUGCUCAGUUAGACUUGGAUCUCUUAAGGUCAAAUGUCUCGACUUUUCAAUGGCUAUCCUAUAUAUUGUCUUGGUUUCUGCAUUUUUUGGUUGGGGUUUGUUUCAUCGAACAAGAAAAAGGAGUUCCGCUUCCAAGAUGAAACCGCUGUUGAAUAUCAGAGAUGAAUGUGAACCCAAUUCAGUUAACAAGCAAAAAGAUGAGACCGUCCCCAUGCAGAUGCAUGAAGUGCUUCCUGGAGUGGUGAAUGGAGUCCAGCUUUCAGUUGUGCAGGGAUAUUUGUCAAACUUUUACAGGAGAUACGGAACAUGGGUUGCUAGAAACCCAACUCUUGUUCUGUGUUCAUCAGUAGCUGUUGUUCUUCUACUAUGCUUGGGACUAAUACGUUUCGAGGUGGAGACAAAGCCUGAGAAGCUAUGGGUGGGUCAUGGGAGCAAAGCUGCAGAGGAGAAGCAUUUUUUUGAUAGCCACCUGGCCCCUUUUUACAGAAUUGAGCAGCUUAUAUUAGGUACUAUUCCAGAUUCGAAGCAUGGGAUGUCACCCAGUAUUGUUAAAGACAACAAUAUCCAGUUACUCUUUGAAAUACAGAAGAAGGUUGAUCAAAUUCGUGCUAAUUAUUCUGGCUCAAUGGUAUCUCUAACUGACAUUUGCUUGAAGCCACUUGGUCAGGAUUGUGCGACUCAAAGCAUUCUUCAGUAUUAUCAAAUGGACCCUGAGAAGUAUGACGAGUACGGGGGAGUUGACCAUGCUGAGUACUGCUUUCAGCAUUACACCUCUACAGAGACAUGUAUGAGUGCAUUUAAGGGUCCACUUGAUCCAACCACAGCUUUAGGUGGAUUCUCUGGGAAUAAUUAUUCAGAGGCUUCUGCAUUUAUUAUAACCUAUCCGGUAAACAAUGAGAUUGGUAUGUCUGGCUCUGAGAAUGGGAAAGCUGUGGCUUGGGAGAAGGCUUUCAUUCAGUUGGCAAAGGAAGAGCUCUUGCCCAUGGUGCAAUCUAAGAAUCUUACAUUAUCCUUUUCAUCCGAAAGCUCAAUUGAGGAAGAACUAAAAAGAGAAAGUACUGCAGAUGUCAUUACAAUCUUGAUAAGCUAUCUCGUGAUGUUCGCUUACAUAUCUAUGACUCUGGGAGAUGCUCCUCGUAUAUCUUCCUUCUACAUUUCAUCCAAGGUAUCACUUGGACUUUCGGGAGUUCUAGUUGUGAUGCUUUCUGUUCUUGGGUCCGUAGGAUUUUUCAGUGCAAUCGGAGUUAAAUCUACACUAAUAAUAAUGGAAGUCAUUCCAUUUCUUGUUCUAGCUGUUGGAGUGGAUAACAUGUGUAUCCUGGUACAUGCUGUAAAACGGCAAUCAUUGGCAUUGCCUUUAGAAGGACGAUUGAGUAAUGCACUUGUUGAAGUUGGGCCAUCUAUUACGCUAGCUAGUCUAUCCGAGGUUUUAGCAUUUGCUGUUGGAAGUUUCAUUCCCAUGCCAGCAUGCCGUGUAUUCUCCAUGUUUGCAGCACUGGCUGUUCUUUUGGACUUCAUUCUGCAAGUUACUGCUUUUGUUGCCCUGAUAGUUUUUGACUUUUUAAGGGCAGAGGAUAACAGGGUGGACUGUUUCCCAUGCAUUAAAAUUCCUUCUGCUACUGAAUUGGAUGAAGAAAAUGUAGGCACUGAUCAGGAAAAGCCCGGUAUGCUGACUCGUUAUAUGAAGGAAUUCCAUGCACCCAUUCUUGGUCUUCGUGGAGUUAAAAUAGUUGUUAUUUGUGUCUUCUUCGGUUUAACCUUAGCUAGCAUUGCAUUGUGCACAAGGGUAGAAACUGGUUUGGAGCAGAAGAUUGUUCUUCCCCGGGACUCAUAUCUUCAGGGAUAUUUCAAUAACAUUUCUGACUAUCUCAGAGUGGGACCACCAUUAUAUUUCGUGGUGAAGAACUAUAAUUACAGUUCAUACUCAAGACAUACAAACCAGUUAUGCUCCAUCAGCCAAUGUGAUUCUAAUUCUCUUUUAAAUGAGAUAGCUAGAGCAUCUUUAGUACCCGAAUCAAGCUACAUUGCUAAGCCUGCUGCUUCAUGGCUUGAUGACUUCCUUGUAUGGUUAUCUCCAGAAGCUUUCGGUUGUUGCCGGAAAUAUACAAAUGGGACUUAUUGCCCCCCCGAUGAUCAGCCUCCUUGCUGUUCACCUGAUCAAGGUUCUUGUGACCUGGGUGGGGUUUGCAAAGAUUGCACCACGUGCUUCCUUCACUCAGACUUGCAUAAUGAUCGCCCAUCUACGGCACAAUUUAGGGAGAAGCUUCCUUGGUUCCUCAAUGCCCUACCAUCUGCUGAUUGUGCGAAGGGUGGACAUGGGGCUUAUACAAGCAGUGUGGAUCUGAAUGGUUAUGAAAGGGGUGUGAUUCAUGCAUCUGAAUUCCGUACAUACCAUACACCACUCAACAAACAAAGUGACUAUGUCAACUCAAUGCGUGCUGCACGAGAAUUCAGCUCUAUGGUUUCUGAUUCUUUACAGAUUGAGAUCUUUCCAUAUUCAGUUUUUUAUAUCUUCUUUGAGCAAUACUUGGACAUAUGGAGAACAGCAUUGAUCAACCUGGCAAUAGCUCUUGGUGUGUUCUCUACACCUAAUCUUGCACUUCUCAUUCUUCUAAUUAUUUGAAGUUGUGGCCUUCGG